Myripristis murdjan (pinecone soldierfish) is the source of this 1355-nucleotide messenger RNA. Its product is annotated as gastrula zinc finger protein XlCGF9.1-like. The record is from RefSeq and is a predicted model, not a curated record. Bases 111 to 773 code for a protein of 220 amino acids. Lineage: Eukaryota; Metazoa; Chordata; Actinopteri; Holocentriformes; Holocentridae. The transcript is spliced from 4 exons.
CGCACCGGAAGUGAAUGUGUGCUUGGUCGCGUGUCUGCGGACGGAAGUUGGAGAGAGGCGGAAAUAAACAAAGAGAACGUCGGAGCUGAAGUUUCCCCUGAAACAGCAGGAUGAGCUCCCAGGAGGAGUCCGGCCGCUGUAGGAGAAGAGGAGCAGAGAGGAGAAACCAUACUCCUGCAGCCGCUUCAGGAAAGGAAGAGCAGCUCCGGUUGGCGCAGGCUCAGGUGUCCUCUCUCUCUGAAGGCGCAGAGAGGCGGCGGCGCUCCGCAGCCGGAGAGAGCCCGCACCGCUGCGCGCACUGCGGGAAGCACUUUGCAUCGCCACAGGUGCUCACGGUGCACCUGCGCAUCCACACGGGGGAGAAGCCGUUCAGCUGCCCGCAGUGCGAGAAGGGCUUCCGCACGCGGCAGAACCUGCAGGUGCACCAGCGCACGCACACCGGGGAGAAACCCUACCGCUGCGCCCGGUGUCCCAAGAGCUUCGUGACGCUGCACAACCUCACGGUGCACCGGCGUGUGCACACCGGGGAGAGGCCGUACCGCUGCCCGCUGUGCGAGAGGGGCUUCGCCACGCAGCACAACCUCACCGUGCACACGCGCCGCCACACCGGGGAGCGGCCGUACCGCUGCGCGCACUGCGACAAGAGCUACGCCACCAUGCUGAGCCUCCGGGUGCACAGCCGCCGCCACACCGGGGAGAAACCCUACCGCUGUCAGCACUGCCACACGGAGUUCAUGUACUUUCCGACUCUGUGGAAACACCGGUGCCUCUGAGCGGCUGAAGAGCGCCCCCUCCUGUCUGUCGGCCAGGAAACACAACACCAAACCUGGAGUUAAAGCCCCCGUGAAUCAGCCUCCCGUGAUUUCUGCUCUGUCAGAAACGAUGACCUCAUCAGCACCAGUGGACAGAAAACCUUCACCAGUUAUUGAACAAACUCGAUUCCCCCUCCAAGUUUCCUCAAAGACAAAAUAUUCUCUGUAGCAGCUGAUGAGCGACGAGUUACAGUCAUCAGAUUUCUUUAAGUUUUGAAAUGUUUGAAAUUCAAGUUAAAAUCAAAAGUGACAGCGUCUUGUUGACUUGUUCUUCAGAGGUGGACGCUGAUGUGGAGGCAGCAGGAUGGAAGACGAGGACAGACGUCAGCUGCUGCCCCCUGCUGGACCAGGACAUGAGCGCCUCCUAGUGUUCACUCUGAGAGCUUACUGUGUUUUUUUUUUUUUGUUUUGUUGUAUUUUAAUAAUGGAGAGGAAAUGAAUCCAAGGUUGAUGAUCUGGAUUCAGGACGACGUGUUGCUGCUUGUUUCUUGUGCAUUUUGAAAACAUUUGUUCUGUUUCAGUUUUUUCAAUAAAUGUAAAUGA